AUAUCUCUAAAUCCGCAAGCGUUCACUAUCAUUAUCGGGCUGAAACUUGAGGCAACUGAAUAGAGCGCACAGCAGAACGGCAGAAUGCAGUCUUUGUACAAAGUUGUGAUGCCGAUCCUCACGCAUCGUCCUCCACAAUGGGCACAGUUUAUCUCUUCAUUGUUACGGGUCAAGGCAGCACUCUUUCUACUUUGCAUCCAGAGUUUUCUGAAGCUGGGGGUGUCGUGCUUGCCUAUGAUGACUCAGAGAUAUGCUGGUACGUUCUGAGUUUGUCUUCCCAGCAAUUUUUGUUCAAUUUAUCGAGCAUAAGUUCUGGCUUCGAGAUCAACGUGCGGAACCUUGACAUCGAACCUUGGCCCCUACGCGUGCAAUCCCGUUUUCUGGUGUCACUAAGCUACGGGUUUUAUCUAGACUUUCAAUGCUAUACAAAGGAUCAAUUACAUCCCUUUCGGCGACCUCUUUUCUGCAUCGGAUACAGUAGUGAAGGUCGACUGGGUGGGAUGAUAAGACAACCCACAAGACAACUUUCUAGAGCAUUGAGCUUAAUGGUUAAGAUGGGGAUGGGUGUCUUGUCAGUUAACCACAUCUUGUUCAACCAGGGUACCAGUCUUCUGCCGCAUGAACCAUUUCAUAUUGCUUUCCAGUGCAUUGGGGACUCGCUGUCUGCUGUAAGUACUUGAAGUGUCACGCACGUCUCAAGUACGUACGUUCACCAGUCUAAUACUUCCGUUGGACGUCGACCCAGCUUGGCCGUUCCUGAUAUCUAACUACUCCAGAAGUGAACAUAACAUUCAGGCUCAACCUGCAAUUGCCCUCUCAGUCAGUCUACAACUGCAUCCAUUCGGAUUGAUCAGUAUACCCUGAUAUCUGGCUCCGUAGGGUAUCGACUCGUACGGAAAUGAUCACGGAAUUUCCAAAGUUAGCCUUCCUUUCGUCUCUUCUGAACUCUAUGACCUCAUGGUGAUUUCGAAGACAAAAUACUUUGGUAAAUC
This is a messenger RNA of Suillus plorans, 992 nucleotides long. RefSeq lists its product as uncharacterized. Bases 138 to 680 code for a protein of 180 amino acids. NCBI's taxonomy places the organism in Eukaryota, Fungi, Basidiomycota, Agaricomycetes, Boletales, Suillaceae. The transcript has a single exon. The record is from RefSeq and is a predicted model, not a curated record.